Molecule: messenger RNA, 3537 nt
Organism: Portunus trituberculatus (swimming crab)
Lineage: Eukaryota; Metazoa; Arthropoda; Malacostraca; Decapoda; Portunidae
Product: F-box DNA helicase 1-like
Exons: 14
Coding region: 121-2796 (891 amino acids)
Biological process (GO): double-strand break repair via homologous recombination; replication fork processing
Cellular component (GO): nucleus
Molecular function (GO): hydrolase activity; 3'-5' DNA helicase activity; ATP binding
Source: RefSeq, a predicted model, not a curated record
AGUGAUUAGAGAAAAUGACACAAAUCAGCUGGCUGACUGGCUGAGCAGGUGGUGCACUGGUGGGUGUGUUCAAACUAUUUAUCUGGGGGCGAGUUGAGGGACUUCUGGCUGAUUUUUGGCAUGGCACACAUGGGGGUCCUCUCAGGGGCGGGACUCAGCCUGCCAGUGGAGGUGCUGGAGGUGGUGUUGUCGCAGCUCCCUUACAACUUUCUCAUCACCACCUGUACCAGCGUGUGCCGCCUGUGGUAUGAGGUGAUACGAAACCCAGCGUUCCUGCCUUGGAAGAAACUGUAUCAUCACUACAAGUUGGCACCCUCCAGCCCCAUCUCAUCACUACUGUUGUGUAAGGGUGGUGAUGACGGUGAUGAUGAUGAUGGUGAUGGUGAUGAUGAUGAUGGUGAUGGUGAUGAUGAUGAUGGUGACGGUGGUGGUGGUGGCGGUGGUGUCUUAAAAGCAAAACAAGUGGUAAAGCGUCUUUGUAACCGCUAUGACAUCACCUCGACCUCAAAUUGCCUCGUUAGUAUUAUAAGGAUGGUGGGGAGGAGGCACAGCGCACCCCAUGGCACCUCCCCAACACUGCUGCAGGGCCACCGCCUUUACCCGCUGGCCCAGGACACCCUCGCACAACUCAGCCCAUCCCUCCUGCCGCAGCCCCACACACUCUGGCACCUGGCUGCUACCAUUGCUCUAUUGUCGCAUGAUGUGUGGGACGUCCAUGCUCUGAUCCGCCUGCUGCUGCGUCCCGGCUCACUCUUCUCGCCCUGUGUGGUGGUGGAAGCCUUCUACUCCAUCGCGGUCUUCCUCUUCCACACCACCACCUCCAGCCACAUCUGUCUACCCAUGCGGUACCACUACCAGGUGUUCUAUGCCUUGUACCUGUAUGAGAACGACUGGGGAGGCUUGCUGGAGGAGGGGCAGGUGGUGAGGCAGGAGCAGCAUGCUGGCCAGCAGUCCAUGGAGCGAUAUGUUCAGCGCAAGAUGGCCAUACAGUACACACACGAGCAGCUGCGCAUUAUUAACCACCCCCUCCAGAGUGAUCAUAUUGUCAAGAUUGUAGCCUUCGCCGGCACAGGCAAGACCACCACACUGCUGGAGCUCUGCAAGAAGAGGCCAGAUUUGAACUUCCUGCUGGUGGUGUUCAACAAGUCAGUGCAGGAGUAUUGCAGCCUAUCCUUCCCUAAGAACACCACAGUGAAGACCGCACACUCCAUGGCAUACGGUUUUGUCGGGAGGAAAUAUCAAGCCGUCAAAAACUUUUUGCCAGAUUUGAGAGCAGGAAGCCUUUCAGAUUUUCUACCAAAGAGAGAGGGUGCAGGAAACAGGUUACGUCGUGUGGCUCUGGUGAAGAAGGCACUCCAGAGGUUCUUCAACUCUAGUGACGAACGCUUAACACUUCAACACACACCGACAGUCGACAAACAUGGAGAACAGAUUGAAGAUGACUUUCGACUCCAGGUGAUUCUUGCUGAUGCUGAGGCAGUUUGGGCGGAGAUGACCAAGUGUUCAAGGCACCAGCAAAUCAGUAUGACUCAGGAUGGGCAGCUCAAGGUGUGGCAGCUGAGCCGGCCCAGACUAUUGCAGUAUGAUGUAGUGAUGAUUGACGAGGGUCAGGACAUGAGCCCCUCCAUGCUGGACAUCUUCCUGUGCCAGGCUUGUGCUAAGGUGAUAGUAGGUGACCCGCACCAGCAGAUCUACUCCUUCCGUGGCGCCGUAAACGCUCUCGAGUCUGUUGAGUCAACGCACACCUUCUAUCUCACCCAGUCUUUCCGGUUUGGGCCUGAGGUGUCCUACGUGGCUCAGUGUGUGCUGGACCUUAACAAUGCUACACAGAGGCAGACCCUGGUUGGAGGAAACAAAAGGGACACUCUUGUAGCCUCCAUGAACACUUCAGAAGCCUUGAGACCCAGCAGCAGCAGACGCACGGCCUUCCUGGGACGCUCUAACCUUGAGGUGUACCAGCAGGCUCUGAAGAUGUGCCAGCAGGACGCCUUUGCCAGCAUGACCAUGGCGUUUGUUGGUGGACUGCAGAAGUACGGCUUGGACACAGUCAUGGACAUCUAUAAGCUUUCCCAAGUGGAGGUCAGUCGGGGUACAGCAGGGAGUCUGCACAUCAAGAACAAGCUAGUGGCAAAAUUUCAGAGUGUCCGUACACUGAAAAACUACGCUGACACUCUGGACGACCAUGAACUGUACAAUAAGAUCCUGAUGUAUGAGUACAGUCGCUCCAGCACGCCCCACCACAUACAGCUGCUGGAGAAGAGGUGUUCCUCCUUGCACAAUGUGGCAGACAUCACCUUCUCCACCAUCCACAAAGCCAAGGGUCUGGAGUGGGACCAUGUGGUGCUGCUUGGCGGACCACUUCUCACUGAUUUCCUGUCUACCAUCAAUGAUAGGAGACAGUGUGCAACGCUGAGAGAUGAGAUAAAUUUGUUGUAUGUGUCUGUCACCCGCGCCAAAAGGUUCCUGACAGUGAACAGUGUGAUGCUGCAGGUGCUGAGGCUGUGCAGGGAGAAGAGGGAGGUGCUGGUGGCUGGCAGUGAGGUUGGAGAGGGCAGACAGUGUGUUUAUUGUGCUGGAGCUGUGGAUGGGAAGCAGCCUGUUGUUACCAAGAUGAUGGAUCUUUGUGUGACUGGAAGUGGAUUUCUGCAAGGUGGAUAUCUGUGCCACACCUGCUCCUCAAAUCCCAGACGCUACACUUCCGCCAGCAGUACAACAUUGGUCAAGGUUUUGCAUCCACACGACAACAUGGACAUCUCCAGCAGUGCCAGGCUAAUGCUGUUAUCAGGACAGCCCUAGGGGACUCCACAGCAACCCAGCAGGGAAAGGGGACCUGCUGCUGCCUUGUAUAUGUGUGUGCCUUAGACCAAAAUGUAAAGGAAGAUGCAAGGAGUCGUCAAGCCUGUCUGUGGCUGCGUACCUGCUAAUUAUAUAUAUAUAUAUAUAUGAUUCCCACCUCUCAUCCUCAUCCAUCAGUCUUUACUCUUAUUUCAAUUUAUUCUUAAUGACUCAAGACUCAUAACCUGAUCACUGAGUCUUCAAGGAAAGCAGGAGGGAGGAAGGGAAGGCUAGAAAUAAGUAAACAGUAAGAGGUUGGAAAGAGAGAGAGAGAGAGAGAGAGAGAGAGAGAGAGAGAGAGAGAGAGAGAGAGAGAGAGAGAGAGAGAGAGAGAUGGAUGUUAGGUAAAUUUGCUCAAGGAGCAAUGCAUACCAAAGAAUGAUAAAAUUGACUUAAGGUAAUUGUGCCUUUGUACUGUACUUACUCCAUGGGGCUUUCAUUCAUAUGUUACUUAGUGAGGUGAGGAAGUUGGUGAUUUAGUAAUAGUGGGUGUAAAUGAAAGAAGUGAAGUAGCAUAGGGAGGGAAAUGUGGAGGAAAGAGAGAGCAGUGGAAGAAAAAGGACAAUGAAAACACUCCAUAGAUUUUGUGAUUUUUUGUCAAGAGAGAGAGAUUAUUUUGGUGAGAUUUUGUGAUUAUUUUUCCAGUGUGUGUGUGAGACUCAUAACAUUUAAAAACCUACUAGAUUUUAUGAUUGCUUUGUU